CAGAGGGUAGAAUGUAAAGCUUUUUUACACAUGGACCAAAUCAUAUCAUGAUCUGUUGUCGUGUAUCCAUAACUCUUGAGUUACUUGUUCUUUGUUGUAAGGGUUUGAGUACCCACUGUACUCCCUUAUAAUAUUAUUUGAUUAUAAAAAAAAAAAAUCAUGAUGCAAAAUAUAAAUAAAAAACCAUUAUGUCAUUUUUUACGUUAGUUUUUAAUGUACAUCUUCAAACAUAUAUUUAGUGCUAUUUGAUUGAAUAUAUGUGAAAAUAUUUACGUAGUCAGUGUAUGAAAAUUUCUCAAUAUUUUAUCUUGAUAAUUUUUUAAAUUUGUAUCACCACUUAUACACUCAACAUAUAUUAAUACAACCGUACAUUUUUUUUCUUCUAAAAGUCAAGUAAUCUCUCUCCCAAACAAGUAGUAUUAUUUGGCAGCGAUGUUUGAGACUUUAAUGAAAUUUGAUAAAGGACACAUCCAUUGAAGGAGUGAAAGUUUCCCAUUUGAUAACUCUGGUGGUUGGAUCACAGGGGUAUCACGCAACCUGGGCACCUGUUCGGUUUUAAUGGCAGAGUUUUGGGGUAUGUUGACUAUUCUCCAGUUGGUUUGGGACAAAGGUUUUAGGUUGGUGAAUUUGGAGUCUGAUUCUAUGUUAGCCGUGUCUUUGGUUGUUAAAGGGUGUCCUCCGACGCACCCUUGCAAUUCCAUUGUUGCUCUCAUUAAUCGCCUUAAGAUGGGGGAUUGGUAGGUUUCAGUAAAUCAUAUCUGUUGAAAUUCGGGGAAUUUAGGUGAAAGAAUAGGAGAAAAUAAUAAGGAACAAUAAAAUAUUAUUGAUGAUGAUGGCAAUAACCCUAAUUACAAUAUUUACAUUACUAUUUACAUUAAUAAAAUAGUAUGACUACCUUGGUAUUUAUAACUAAGUGAAUAAACUUAAAUCUAAACUAAAUCCCUUUAUUAUAGGGCUAAGAAUAAACAAACCAAAUCAUAGAGAUAUUUUCUCAACAAAUAAUAUAAUAUUUUCUAUAUUCUAACAAUAUCUACAGCCAGGCCAACCAAGUUGCCAAUUAGUUGGCAGGUUUUGCUAUCAAACUACCUACGGGUAUUCAUUAUGUUAGCAGUCCACCGCCGGGUUGUGUCAACCUCCUAUGGCAGGACGUAGCUGGUAUUCACUUUAGUCGUAGAGUCCUUAUGUAAUUCGGCCUAACGGCCUCCAGUUGAACAAAAAAAAAAGUUUCCCGUUUUCAAAAAAUAACUAUCACACACGAAACAAAUGGUCAAUGAUGAGAUUGAGUUACCAUACACGGGACAAAUUGUCGCCAUAACAUUUCAAAACUAACUAUCCUUCGCGGGAUUGUUCACUAGUGAGAUUGAAUUAUCAUAAAUGGUUUCAUGUUAAACCAAAGGGAUUCCCUCUGCGUGCAACAGUAGAGACUAAUUCUCUCGAGGUAAUUGAGAUUCAUUUAAGAGGUUGACCUCUAUACGCAUCGGCCGGGGAUUUACAAACAAAUGCACUUAAUGUCAGCCAAGAAAAUAAAACAGCCACUUUGUCAACCAAGAAAUCUUAGCACGGGUGUGUUGCUAGUUGAAAAUAAAACAAAGAAAGAAUCAACCAAGAAAAUACCAGCCACUUUGUUCUAUAUAUAGUAAUCAACAAAACCUCUUGAUAUGAUAAUAUCCUCUGGUGGGACUAUGGCAAACACAAAAAUAUUUGGAUAUUAUGUUAUUGCUCUCCUCUUUCUUUAUACAUCAACCCAGUACGUAGUAACUAGCCUUAAUGUUAGCACACUUUGCAUUAAGGAAGAGAGAGUGGCACUCCUUAAAGUAAAAAAAGAUCUCAAGGAUCCUGCCAAUUGCCUUUCUUCUUGGGUUGGGGAAGAUUGCUGUAAUUGGAAGGGUAUUCAAUGUGACAACCAAACUGGUCAUGUUUUAAAGCUUAAGCUUAGGUACUAUCAUAUCUGCAACAAAAAUACAAUUUCACUGUCUCUGUCUCCCUUCUCGAGUAAUCAUCAUCCCUUGAGUGGUGAGAUAAAUCCUUCGAUUACUGACUUGAAACACUUGAGUCAUUUGGAUCUAAGCUAUAAUGAUUUCAAAAGAAUUCCCAUUCCAAAAUUUAUUGGUUCUCUCCAUAUGUUGAAUUACCUUGACCUAUCAUAUGCAAACUUUUCUGGAAUGGUCCCUAAUCAUCUUGUCAAUUUAUCAAAUUUGCACUAUCUUGAUAUCUCUAGCUCAUAUUCCUCCUCUUAUUCGUCACUUCAGGUUAGCGACUUUAGUUGGCUCUUUGCUUUGUCUUCACUUCGAUAUCUUAGCAUGCAUAAUUUAAAGUUUACCACCUUGCCUCAUGAGUUGUUUCGAGCUAUGAAUAAGAUGUCAUCUUUGAUAGAGUUAGAUUUGUCCUUAUGCAACAUUACUUCUCUCCCUCCAUCUUCACCGUUUUUAAAUAUUACAUCACUUUCUUUGCUUGAUCUCUCUGACAAUCCUUUUAAUUCUUCAAUACCUUCUUGGUUGUUCAACAUGAGCAGUCUCACAAAACUUGAUCUUUCUUAUUCAUCUCUAAGAGGUUUCUUGCCUUCUACGCUUGGACGAUGGAAGAUCUGCAAACUUCAGAUUCUACAUCUAUCACAUAAUCUUAUUACUGAUGAUAUAGCUGAUAUGAUUGAGGCCAUGUCUUGUAGCAACCAAAGUCUUAAGAUUUUGGAUUUGGGAUAUAAUCAACUAACUGGGAAAUUGUCUAAUUCUUUAGGGCAAUUUACAAGUUUGAUUGAUCUUGAUCUGAGAGGAAAUUCAGUAAAGUCUCACUCGGGUGUCUCAGGUCCUAUACCAACAUCUAUAGGAAACUUAUCAAGACUGCUUACUCUAAACUUGGAAGGCAACAUGAUGAAUGGGACAAUUCCUGAAAGUAUUGGUCAACUAACCCGUUUGUAUUCUCUAAACCUACUUGAGAAUUAUUGGGAAGGUACAAUGACAAAUAUUCAUUUCCAAAACCUCACAGACCUAAUCAGUUUCUCCGUGUCAUCUAAAAAUAACAGACUUUCUUUGAAAGUGACAGACGAUUGGGUUCCACCUUUUAAGGAUUUGACUUAUGUCGAAAUUCGCAGUUGUCAAGUAGGCUCGACAUUUCCUGAUUGGCUGAAAACCCAAAUCGACUUGAAUGAGAUAAUUCUAGAAAAUGCUGGAAUUUUUGGGGAGAUACCUCAUUGGCUUUACAAUAUAUCCUCUCAAAUAGAGAAUCUAGAUCUUUCUCACAACAAAAUAAGUGGUUACCUUCCCAAAAAAAUGAAUUUCACUUCCUCAAAUAAUCCUAUUGUUGAUUUUUCUCAUAACCACUUAAAGGGCUCUGUCCAAAUUUGGUCGGGGUUGAGUGCUCUCUUCCUAAGGAACAAUUCACUGUCCGGCAAAUUACCUGCCAAUAUUGGCGAAGAGAUGUCACAUUUGCAGAUGUUGGAUAUCUCACAUAACUUCCUGAAUAAGAGCAUUCCGCUAUCGUUAAACAAGAUUCAAAAUUUGUCUUUUCUUGAUCUAUCCAACAAUUAUUUGACAGGGGAAAUCCCCGAGUUUUCGAUGGGUAUGAAGAGAUUAUCCAUCAUUGAUCUAUCCAACAAUAGGUUGGCAGGUGGAAUCCCAACUUCAAUAUGCUCACUACCUUUUCUUUCCAUCCUAGAACUGAGCAACAACAAUCUCUCUGCAGAUUUGUCAUUUGUCUUCCAGAAAUGUUUUAGGUUGAAAAUUCUUUCGCUAAAAUACAACAAGCUUUUUGGGUCUAUACCAAAAGGGAUAAAUAAACAUAUUCCUUCCCUUUCGGAGUUAUUGAUACGCGGCAACACAUUAACAGGUAGCAUUCCUAAAGAGUUAUGUCAUCUACUGUCUCUCCAUUUAAUGGAUCUUGCAGAAAACAAUUUAUCAGGAUCGAUACCAACAUGUUUGGGUGAUGUACAUGGUUUUAAACUGCCACAAAUGUACUUUAGUAAUUCGUCUAUUUAUCAAAUAUGGGGCUAUGAAUCGUACACAAGGCACACAGAAUUGGUCCUAAAAGGAAGAAUAAUUGAAUACUUAAACCAAUCACCUGUGCAAUCCAUCAUUGAUCUUUCUAAGAAUAAUCUUUCUGGAGAGAUACCAGAGAAGAUAACACAAUUGAUUCACCUGGGUGCCCUGAAUUUGUCUUGGAACCACCUAACUGGGGACAUACCCAACAACAUUGGAUCAUUAAAAGAUUUGGAAAGUCUUGACCUUUCACACAACCAUCUUUCAGGUCCAAUCCCCACAAGCAUGGCUUCCAUGACAUUCCUGAGUCAUUUGAAUUUGUCACACAACAAUCUUUCUGGACAAAUUCCGCGGGGUAAUCAGUUUGGCACCUUUAAUGAGCCAUCGAUCUAUGAAGGCAACCCAGGGCUUUGUGGGGAACCUUUGCCAACUAAUUGCUCAUCAUUGUUACAUAGAAAGAGAGAACAUGAAGAUGAUGGUGAUGGAGAUGAUGAAAAGAUUGAAAGAUUGAAGUUAUAUGCAAGCAUAGCUGCCGGGUAUAUCACUGGCUUUUGGAUUGUGUGUGGCAGCUUGAUGUUAAAGAGAUCUUGGAGACAUGCAUAUUUCAAUUUUGUAUUUGACAUGAGAGAUAAACUUCUGGUCUUCGUGGUAGUUAAUUUGGGGCGUGUAAACCGCAGGUUUGGAUCGGAAAGGAACUGAGGCCUUAGUAUAAUAACUUUUGUAUCUUAUAUUUGCACUUUGGGUUUAUAUUUACUUCUGUGCAUUGUUUAAAUUUGUGUGUGGUAUAUGUCUAUAUGAGGUGAAUAGGGUGAAGUCCACAGUGAUAUACUGUAUAAAUUACAACUAUUUGAAGAAUUAAUGUGGUGAUCUUGCUUUAAUAUAAAACAAAAAUAUUAGAAUUUAGAAGACUAAUUGAAUUCAAAUUGGUUAGGAUUACCUGAAGCAAACACAGGCUACUAUAUCAGCACUAUCAUGCUUAAACUUUUAUAUCCUUAAUUUGAAGUAUUCUGAAUUAAGGCUACUAUUUAUCUAGAAGGGACAGUUCUUGAAAAAUAUAAUUGGUAUUGAUAAUAAAUCAGCGUAUACUUAAAAUAUUGGUAAGAUACCUGCACAAUCCUAGAGCAAAAAAUCAGUUCAUACAUUGUCAAGAGGGAAAAUAGGCACAGGAAAUGAUAAAAAGGUACCUCCGUGAUUCAUCACUUGAGUGUUCAUUCAAAUCACAUUCCAGAUUUUUGAAGCCCUGAAAAUCAAGACUUAACAAUUGUAAAUAUCACAAAAACAUGUAUGCUAAAAGUCGUAACUUAUGUAAUUUGGUAGUUGAAACUAUCGAAAGAGCAAAUUAUAAUUAAUUUGAUGUUAUAAAGCUCAUAUCAUGAAAACAAUUCUAGAGUCGUGCCCUCAUCAUAUUUGAAAUUUGAAGACAAACGCUUUUAUAUAUGUGUUUACAUCUAAUUUGAAGUAAAAUUUGAAGAUAAACACUUGUAUCUAUGUUGAUGACAUAAAGGGCAUCUUAUAGGUGUUGAGUAUUUGUGAAACUCUUUCUCCUGAGAAACAGAAGCUUUGGCAUUCUCAUGCUCAUGAAGUUUUUUUAUGCUUCAACUAAUUAAUACUACAAGUUUUGUUUAUGAUGAAUUGCAUCUAUGUAACACUGAUGCUUCAUAUUAAAGGCUCGUCAGGGUCUAACAACACCAACAUGUGUGGUUACUUUCUCAAAUUAUUAUGAGUGUUGUGUCAGGUGUCAAGUAUCAGUGGUGUCCAAUGUCCAAUUUAUACUUCAUAGAGUUGAGGUCUGUGGCUGAAUCCUAGAACUAGAAUUCCAGAGAUGAUUGGAAUGCCAGAGCUUGAAAGUCUUACCAAAACUUAUUUGAAUAAAGCAUAAUGAUACAGUAUAUGCUAAUAGAUUCAGGGAAUAAGCUAAUAAAUGUGCCUUGUAUAUAUGUCAAUGGUUUAUAUUGACUUUUUAUAAUAUGAGAAUGUUU
Molecule: messenger RNA, 5950 nt
Organism: Trifolium pratense (red clover)
Lineage: Eukaryota; Viridiplantae; Streptophyta; Magnoliopsida; Fabales; Fabaceae
Product: receptor-like protein EIX2
Exons: 1
Coding region: 1659-4670 (1003 amino acids)
Molecular function (GO): protein binding
Source: RefSeq, a predicted model, not a curated record